Amoebophrya sp. A120 is the source of this 5613-nucleotide messenger RNA. Lineage: Eukaryota; Dinophyceae; Syndiniales; Amoebophryaceae. The record is from the annotation of a GenBank genome assembly.
GUCCUCAAGAAGUAGGCGGCGCUGCAAUAGCGCAACUCAGGCGGUGGUUGGUGUAAGUAAUGCUGUUGUGCAAGAACGAACUCGAGUUGUAGCUCGUGCAAAAAUAAAGAUGAAAGGCAACGAACGUGAGUAGCUUGUCGUGCUAAGAGUAAACGCCUUGUUCAUUUCCAAGGUUGUUUCUUCUUCCUUGGAAAAGGAAUUACAGCUGUGGAGCCGCAACGCUAGCGCAGCACCGCGAUUUCCUGCUGGACAAGCAACUCGGUCCCGCAGAAACACCGUUCAAGGCAUACUUUUUGUCGUCGCACGCAGGAGAGUGGCGUUACACAACAUCACACGGCACUUUUUCCUCUCGCGCAGAAUUUGAUCCAGCCGCGAGUUUCAUUUUCCCGCCGUGUUGUGACGUUACUCAAGGGCUAACGCUGUCUUUUCUCGCGGUGAAGACACGAGUAGUUCGCAAAAUAAGCAACAGAUCGCGAAAACCAUUUGAGAAACCAUGCUGACCUCCAACUGGCAAACUGCGUCGAGCCAGGGCCCCUCGCCGCUGUACCGACCGCAACUGAAGCCGGUUCUGCAGAUCCCCACUCUGGGCGUGCAAGCAAACACUCGGGGCGUGGUGGUCGGUGGUGGUGCCAACCAGGGAUUAAAGCCGGGUGCGGGUCCGGCGGGCCACCCGCAUCCAAGCACAUCGUAUUGACUGCUCUGUCGGGGCACAGUGAAUCAUUUUCAUUUUGAUGUCCUCAGGAAAUGAAAGGGAUGCAGCAAUACGUAGUGCUACAGUAGACUACAUGCAAAGUUCUUCAAAUAUCGAUAUGUAAUGAAACAAAGACAAAUAAUUGCGUCCGUAGCAUGAAGGUUUUCCAGGAAGAAACUACUCAUCGAUGAACAUCAAUCAGAUCCUCCUCCAGCCACCUACCGCAUGCUUCAAACGGGGCAAUACUGGUCCAGCAAAAAGCGGGGACCCGGAUCCAGCCCGUGCAAAACCACGGGCUGGUCGUGCAACAAAAUGGAGCCUCCAGUACAGGCAGCAGUUCCAACGGCAUCUACCGCUACUCGCCCAAUCCGUCGGCCGCCACAUUGGUUCCGCAACUCGAAACGGGCACGUCCUCAAGCAGUUCCUCCUCUUCUUCGAUGCCGGGCUAUAAGCAGAUCUACAGUGCUGGUGCAAAUGCAAAUGGUACCGCGUCUGCGACCUCCACGCGACCGAUUGUCGGGGGUGGAACCAGUCAAGGUCAUCAUGGGCAUCAUCAUGCGUAUGGGAAUAAUAGUAAAGCGGGGAUAAAUAAGAUCAAUCAGUUUUCUGCACCGCCGAAAGCAGGUACAGCAAAUCAGGCGAUCAACGCGGAGCAAGGGAGUAGUAGUAGCACUAAAUUUCAACACCAGCAACAGGGGAGGACGAAGCUGACGAUUCCGAGUUCCCAGAGCGGCAACAACAUCUCAGACUCUCUGGCGGAGGGAAAUGUGAUCGAGAUUCUGGGACGGGGAGGCCGGAGCGAAACCUACCGCGUGCUGCGCCCCCUCGGAAAGGGCUCCUUCGGCUGUGUGUGGCAAAUCAAACGUGCGCUGGACACCGGGCCGUCCGGAAGGGAUUUUGCGCUCAAAGAAAUCCGCUGCAUCGGCGAGAAGGCGUAUGUUUUUCCUCUUGUUUCGAUACGCAUCAUGCGUCAGUUUCUGCAUAAAAAUGAUUUGAAGUACAUUCAUUCUAAAAUCCUAUAUCACUAAAAGGUGGCAUCAUACCAUCAAAAACCCGAAAAGGUAUCGCCAGGCGCAGUUCGAGGUGGAGUUAAUGCGGCAGUUGGGGAAGAAAUCCGUGCGCGCCCCCCUGUGCGAAGAGUACGAGGUCCGGCAGGUAAAACGCGACGAGUGGCGGAUCCGGGUGGUAAUGUCGCGGCUCCCCGGGGAGCCGCUGGACAGCUGGAUCGAGCGGGCCCGGGGCUCCGAGCGCCUGUCCCCCCGGCGCGGGCGGUUCUGGCGCGAUUUUGCGGAGUCCAGCCGGCUGGCGUACCGGCUGCUGGCGCAGCUGGCGCCGACCUUUGAGCAGGUGGAGCAGAAAGCGCUGCACCGAGACGUCAACUCGCACAACAUCCUGAUUUCUUCCUGCACCGCGGCCACGACGUCCAUGUCCUCCUCGAACAGCAGGGGUGAUAGUAGUCAACACCAGGACGGUGCUGAAAACUCGAGUUCUGCGCGCACCACGGGCCAGCAAGAAAUGGACAGCACGACGGCGGAAGAGGGCGAGCAACAGGAACACCAAAAUGGCGGCUCUUCUUCGUCCUCCAGCGGCUCUUCUUCUGCCGGGGCCGUCGGACCAGUACUUCCCGCGGGUAGCAGCGCAGACCUCAUCAUGGAGGACACUUUGGGGGCGGCAGCCUGCAUGGAUUUCUGGCUGAUUGACUUCGGACUGGCUGUUAACGCGAAGGAGUGGAGGGGACGGGACUACGGCCGCUGUGGCAGAGGUAAGUAGUUGAUUGCGAUCAGUGAUGUGGUACUGGAGGCAUGGAAUUUGUAGCUUUUACUUUGAUAUAUACCAAUAUGGUGCUGCCCAGUUGCAAUUUUUGGCGAAGUUUCCUGAAGAUAAAAACGUGCACUUUUAUCGCAGGCGGUCUGUACUUCGGCGCGGGAGACCAGUUUGCGCCCAACCGGUCCAUGUUCCCCACGCACCACGACGAGGGGGCGGACGGCAUGUGGAAAGUGUUCGACAUCGGCGGCUAUCAAAUGUAAAAAUGUCUGGGUCUGGAAGAAUGCAACUUGUGAUGCUGCGUUUGGAUUCCAGAAAAAUCUGUAUUGCAUGAGUGCCAAAAGGAAUGUAAUUUUUGCUACGCGGAGACGGCAUCUGUCAUGCGGACUAGGCAUCAAGAAGCUCCUCUCAAAAAAUCUGUGAUGCUAGGGCAUGCAUCACAGACAUCAGGGCUCACGCAAAACGUGCAUGACAAGUGUCACUAUCUUCCAGACCCAGACAUUUUUACAGUUGAUAGCGGCGACUGCAAGUACUGGCCGCCGAGUUCGUGGAAGCAGUUCCUGUACGGCUGGAAGUACCUCCAGAAUAGCAAGGACGAUUGCCGCCAGUACCGCACUCGGCUGGACCACUUCGCGAUGGGCAUAACCUGCAUGGAGCUUCUGUUCCAUCUCUGCGAUCGUGUGGAGGAACAGGAAUCUUCGCGAACUGGCUUGAAUUCUGCGUCCAGAACUAGCUCCAAAACCUCCUCAUCGCACUCGCUAAACCCGGAGUCUGAAGUAUGAGUGCACAACUACUCCCUCCACUGCGAUUCUUUUCUAUGUGCAUACUAUGAUGACCAGAAAAUCUACACUUUGUCAUAGCCUCAGAGCAGUGGUUGCAUUGUGACAAAAGCCCUCUACUGUAGUGCGACCUCCGUGGAACAAUGGUCAUGCAGGAGAGCGUGCAUCUGUGCUCUUGGGUCUUUUGCGGUAGUAGCACUUCAGGUUGAUGUCGUGGGGGAAUCGGAUUUGUGCACUCUGAUACACAGACUGUCCGUCCUCCGUGCUAGCGCAAGCGAUCCUGGAUGUAUACGAUGCCUGGAAGCAAUACUGGAGAGACGCGACGAGAGUAAGAUUCGUAAAAUUUUUUCGUGAAGAACAGCGAUAUAAUUCCGGCACCUCAAGCGAUCUUGCUGUGCAUCCUCUCUACCACCACUCUUUGUUGCGUUUUGGUUUUCAACAUCGGUAAAAUAAUUUAUUCGCCCGCGUCAACUCAUUGCCGCUUAUAUAUGCAGAAACAUGAGAUGACCUGCAAAGGAAAGAAGCAGGCAACGCCACCCCAGGAGGCAGACAUGAACGAUCUGGCAGCACCCCAGCCACCAAAUAGUCUAUAAAAGCAUCAAAUAAUAUAGACUAUUAGAACUCCGUAGUUGAGUAAACCUACCUACCUACCUCCCACAACCAUUAUGAAUAAAAUCGAACAACAGAUCUGGCAGCAGCUGUUCGCGACAUUCAAGGGCACGUCGGGCAAGGACUGGCAGCAGCUGAAGCAGCAAUUCUGCAAGGAGAACGUUUCCCAGGUUUCCGCCAGCAACGUAACCCGGUUAAAAGCGCAGCUCCAAAAGUGUUCGCAGCGCUGCGCAGCGGAUCCGGAUUGGUGCUACUUGUCGGUGCUGAUGUCGGUACUGCACGACCUGAUUUCGGAGUGCGGUAGUCUGACCUGGCGCGACGUGAGCGGGAAUCUGCGCAACGCACUGGCGAAUGCAAGCGGAAAUGAACCAGGCGACGGAAGUGCAACGGUCGACCCGAGUGGAGCAAAUGGUGCUGUAUCCAGUGCAAAAGCUUGUUCUACCUAAUAUCGGGCACCAGGUGCACCUCCAUUAAGAAAUGCAUUUUUGACAUCAAAGGACGGCCGUUCUUUGUAGGUCUGAUAACCGUUAAGAUAUACGGCCAUGAUCAUGUCAGGUGCUGGUCAGGUCGUCGCUCGUUGGUUAUUAAAAUAUUUGCGGCACUACACCUCUUUUGCACCGGACAAUAUUCUACAAGUAAGCAACGCGCGGGUGCAGCUCCAACCGCGACAACACCCAGAAGGCCGUCACAGCGAGGACACCACCACACAGAAAGCAGUCAACAGCCGCUGGUGCAGCACAACAGUAGGCCUAAUUCCGCGCAUUCCUCGGAUUCCUCUACUCAGCAGCAAAAAAACAACCAGAGGGAGCCACAGCACCUGCGCACAACCUCCGCCAUUGACCAGCCACAGCACGUGCGCGCGGCGUCGUCGUCUCUCCACCGGGGCAGCAGCGUACACCUAGACCAUUACUACGACAUUUCGCCGCAGAAAGCGCGACGAAACAACAGCAACGUGACCAGUGGCGAUAACGGCGCCGGCGGGGGCGUGGGUGGGUUUUACAGGUGAUGGGUAAAUAAAAAGGCUCUAGUAUUCGCACCCGCGAUGAAACAGGAGUUUUUGGGUAAAGGGUCUGCGGAAGUAGAACGCGGAUAGACCUGCUGGAUGCGAAGCGAUAGUUUUUCGCCCGGCCGCCGCCAGUGGUUGCGCAGGUGCUGCACAGAAAUUUUUUCUAUAACCAAAUUGAUAUCUAGUACUAGGCCGAUGUAGUUCUAGUUGUUGAAACAGAUAUGCGCUUUUUUUCUUCAGAAUGGUGGUGCCACAAGCGACUAAAUAAGAAAUCAAAAAGAAGUGUCCACCACAAGUUCGCGGAAAGCGAUCCCGAAGAAGCGAAGUGGAAAAGUAUCAUCUUCAAACACUUGCAAAAAAGCACAAGAAGUAGCGAGCGUUUUAGUAUCUCUGGUGCGCAUCAACUUGGUGUUGAUAUGAUGCACAGAGUUUUACCUAGGCAGAUCAGAAGCUCUCCCCGAACAGCUACAACUUUUUUGUGUACAACUAUGCUCGUUGCCAGUGCCAUUUUUUUUUUCAAAAUGUUCUCGGACAAACAUCCGCAUUUUUUUUUCGAAGUUGUCGCUGGUUCGAUGUUGCGUUCUUUCUGCAGCAUUGUGUGCGGUCUUCCUGUUAACUAAAUGAAUGUACAAAUGCCUGAUGGUUGGACGAAGCAACGCUGGUGUUGCGGUGACACAAGUUUGGACCCUCGGGCUUUGCAGUUGCACAAAAAAGUGUUGGAAAAUAAAUGCAAAUUCCUCAUGCAUCAAAACUUGUUUGCUAAU